GUGACCAGUUCCUUUGAGUCUAUAUAAAGGAGAGCUGAGCUGGACUGAUCCAUUUUCCGAGCAGAUAUUUCGACAGUAAUUUGAGAAAGAAGGCUACAACUUUAAGCAAUGAUGAUGCACGAGAGAACUCCUACUGUUUUUCCUACGGGGUCUAGAGUAAAGAGGGCCUCGGAAUCUUCUGAUGGAGGCUCUCCACGGCGGAGUAGUGAGGUGAGAAAAAUGUCUGCUACCAGCAGUAGCGGGAACACACCGUCUAAGACUGAUGUUGGGAAAAGAGUAAAGUUUACUGGGCAGAUGGACAAGAAGGAGAAACACGGGACACUGAGAUAUAUUGGCAGUCCAGAGUUUGCUCCAGGCAUAUGGUGUGGAGUAGAGCUUGAUGAUCCCCAAGGUCGUAACAAUGGCUCUGUUCAAGGAAUACGUUACUUUUCCUGUGCUGCUAAUUAUGGGCUAUUCGUUCCACUUGGGCGUGUUGAAUUAGACCACACCCCCAGGCCAGCUAAGGUUCCUCGUCAGAUUCCAGAUAGGACAAAGAAGAUCAAAGCACUCAUGAAUAAGAGCAGCAAAGGGAAGGAGGAUCCAUUCUUUUAUCACACGUUUUCUGGUGUCCCUCGUGCUUCCUCUAUUCCUUCUCUUAACAUGAUUGAGUCAUCUGGUCGCUCAUCAACUUUGAAAUCCUCUAAUAGACAGGCCGACUGGUCUCCGUGGCAACAGGAUAGCUCCGCCCACAAGUUUACCGACAUACCAGGUAUUAGGAUAAAUGAUUCUCUCUCCUCCUCCUCCUCCUCAUCUUCUCUUCUUAACAAACGGUUCAUAUCUGAAGCUAACUUAUCUCGAAAGUCUAAAAGCACCAGUGGAGAGUCUCCACUAAUAUCAAUCACUAACACGCCAUCUCCUCAAAGAAUCUUCCGGAAAACUUUAGGUAGUUUAUCAAACGAGACUGACAUUGGCUCCUCCUCAAUUGGCUCCAGUUUAAGAGGGUCGACCAGCUGUAAUGACCUGAAUCAGAUCAGUAACAGCCCGAGCCCUAGAAGAGGUGUCAGUCAUUCUGUGCCAUGCACUCCGUAUGACUCUGAAGACUGCUACAGCAGCGCUUCAGAUCUAUCACGUCACAAUAGCAUAUCCUCUGAUUCUGAUCCAACCCCUCACUCGUCCUCAGCUAGUCCUGAGUAUAAUGAGAAUGCUUUCAUCUUGAGUCCAACUCAUUCUACUUCAAUAAAGCUUCUCUCUUCUCCCGAAUCCAGUCCCGCCCGUAGGAUCAAAUCCCCCGGUCUUUCUACUCUUGCCUCAAACCUGAUUGAGGUUUCUCGGUCUAACGGAGCUGGAGAAUAUCGGGGACCUUCCCCCGAGGGGCCAGGGAGCCAGAAAAAGUUUCAGAACACUCAUGGGGGUGGGCGUACUUUAGAACACCCCCUGGUGAAUGGAUGCAGUGCUUUGAAGACUAGAGACAGUGAUGAAGAGAAGCAAACUGAAGGCACCAUUAGUCGUCAUAGCAAUACAAGAAGUCCUGAUGAAAUAUUCAAUCAGUUGGAAUCGUGUUUACGUCAACAAAGUCUGACUGAUUCUCGUGUCAAAAGUCUCGAAGUGUCUUUAAACUCAUUUAAAUCGACUCUACUCUCAGCAAUGAAAGAAGUUGAGGAAUCCUUUCAUAAACAGGUUGAAGAAUUGAAGUCAUUUCAUAAGAAGGAGGUUCAUGAGUUACAGUCAAGACAUGAUAAGGAGCUAAUGGAGAUGCAUUCAAGUUACCAGUCAGCCAUUGAAAAGUUAAGACAAGAGAUUUCUCACAAAAGGAGUUAAUAGAGAAGUACUAAUACUAGUCUCAUUAGAUCAUUAUCAUUAUUAUUAUUGUGGUAUAUUGUUUUAUUUAUCUUUUUAUAACUUUUCUCUCUGUUUGAUAUAAGAACUGCAGAUUAUAGACAUAUAAUUCUUGUACUUUGUGUUCAUUAUUAUUAUUGGUAAAUGUUAAAAUAACUC
Amphimedon queenslandica is the source of this 1974-nucleotide messenger RNA. RefSeq lists its product as uncharacterized. The transcript is spliced from 7 exons. Lineage: Eukaryota; Metazoa; Porifera; Demospongiae; Haplosclerida; Niphatidae. The record is from RefSeq and is a predicted model, not a curated record. Bases 109 to 1797 code for a protein of 562 amino acids.